This is a messenger RNA of Pomacea canaliculata, 1126 nucleotides long. Its product is annotated as putative deoxyribonuclease TATDN3. Gene Ontology annotation, molecular function: hydrolase activity, acting on ester bonds. Bases 116 to 1006 code for a protein of 296 amino acids. The transcript has 12 exons. The record is from RefSeq and is a predicted model, not a curated record. Lineage: Eukaryota; Metazoa; Mollusca; Gastropoda; Architaenioglossa; Ampullariidae.
UUCUUCCAAGUCAAUUUUACACUUGAAAUGCAUGACAUAUUCACGGACUGUGCAAACAAUGUAUUAGAUUGUGUGGGUUUGAGGGUGGGAAUAAUUGCAAAGGGAGGUAAGGCUGAUGACAACAUGGAUGACUACCCUGUUGUUGACGUGCACACCCAUCUAUCAGAUGCUGAAUUUGAUAAGACGUAAGGUUGCUUACACAGCUACUGCAGUGUUUUCUGUGAUUCUUCGACAGGAUAUCGAUGAUGUAAUCACAAAGGCAAAACAGGUUGGGGUUGCAGCAGUACUAGCAGUAACAGAGUCAGUGUCAGACUUCAGUCGUGUUCUUGAUCUGGCAGAGAGGUAUCCAGACUUUGUUUUGCCAUGCCUUGGACUCCAUCCAGUCCAGCCUGAUGAGCAUUCUGCAGACCCAAAGGCUCAGAGGAGUGUUUCCUUGAAGGACCUUGAAGAAGCUGAAGCGAUCAUAGAGCAACAUCAUGAAAAACUUGCAGCUAUAGGGGAGAUUGGGCUGGACUUUACACCUCGUGUUUGCAAGACAUCAGAAGAUAGAGAUGUACAGAAAGAGGUCUUUGCUCGGCAGGUGAAAAUGGCUCAGCGCUUUGAUCUACCAGUAAAUGUCCAUUCAAGAUCGGCUGGGAUUCAUGCAAUCAACUUACUGAAGGAGUUGGGUGCAUCCAAGGUGUUGCUUCAUGCCUUUGAUGGAAAGGCAGCCUCAGCCCAAGUUGGAGUGGAUGCUGGAUUCUUCUUUUCGGUUCCAGCAUCCAUCUGUAGAAGUCCACAGAAAGAAAAGUUGGUUGCAAAAGUUCCUAUUUCCCAUCUGAUGCUGGAAACAGAUUCACCAGCUUUAUCUCCUACAAAAAUGGAGAGAAAUGUUCCAUCCAACAUCGCCAUUAGCUGGGAAUAUGUGGCCAAAAUCAAAAAGCUUACUGUGCCAACAGUAAAAGAGAUGACAACAGAGAAUGCAAUCAGACUCUUCCCAAAAAUAUCAAAAUUUGUUCACAGAUAGUUCUGUUUCAUGUGCUUGUAUAUGAGAGAUUAGUUUGUGUAAUGGACAGUGUGUGUUCAGAGUGCUGGCACAAAAAAGCAGAAGAAUAAUGAAAGAAUAAAAUAUUCAUUUUUUAAAAUA